CUGAUUCACGCCUGCCACCGACUCAAUCGUUUCAAGUUUGAAAUCUGAUAGAAUUCUAUCUUAAUAGCGGAAAGCACUGGACUACGGGACACCAUCCGCACAGAGUGGAUUUCAAGGGACAGCGAUGGGAAUUCCGGGUUGACCUGGUUAAAAGCUAAGGGCAUUUAUGGAAUCGCCGGUGAGGUGAAAGGGGGUUAGUACGACGCUGCCGGGAGAUUUGCCACUUCUCCGCCACCGAGAAGACCGAUGGGGUAUGGAACCGUGUUUCAGUAAGAUGCUAAGACUUGUUGUUAAUUGCGUUGUGGUUUACCGUUUUGCCAUCAUGGUUUGUAGAUCAAAUUCAGUAACGGAAACGAGAUGUGAGGUUUGGUAUGUUAAAUCGGAUCCGAAUCAGGUUCCAUAUACUUUCCUUGUCAGAUUACUGACUGAAAGCCACUUCAAAGACUUGGCGCAACAGGUUCUUUGCUGAAUAACUAUUAAUAAGUCAGAUGAUGAUUGAAAGUGUCCUCUGGCAGGUACUCUAGCUAGGCAGAAGAUCAGCUGACACAGGUAUUCUACAUGUCCUUGUUGCCAGAGGUACCAUGGUACUCAAGAUAACAACCCAAUCAGCUUUGUGUGAUACAACAAUUAUCAAGGAUUAGUCAGCUUUGUAACCUUAAAAGAAUUGUUAUUAUCUGCAGUAAAAAUCUCUGACAAAUUAGCUGAUACUGUUAAUGGAAUUAACUGUAAUUAAGAAUACAUGCAAGAGGUAGUUCUACUCAAAAUGCAUCAUAAAAUUGUCCAGUACAUUACUGAAUUGAUGAUAUUUCAAAGCACUUUUAUAUAUAGUACUCAUAUUCUCAUGAUCUGCUGUUUGCAGAACAUGCCAAUAUCGAAGCUGCGCAAAUCUUUUGUUUUCCCAGCAUCGGGUGCAAGCGGUGCUGUUACUGCUACCAUUUUGCUUGAUAUAUUCCUCCACCCCACUGCUAGACUCUACUUUAUCAUCCCCGUUCCUGCCAUGCUGCUGGGGAUGUUUUUACUUGGGCAGGAUUUCUUAAGGGUGAAUUCGGGAUACAUGUUUAUCUCAGGAUCCACACACUUGGGUGGUGCCACAGUUGCAGCCAUAGUCUGGGUCUGGGCAACGACUUCGGAAGAGGCGCGUUGAGUUUAAAUGCUGUGCAGCCUGAUUACUUAGGCGUCAUGUAUCAGAUGUUCUGAGUAGGAAACUUAGGUAUGGCACAUGUUACUGCUAGCCAGUGCCGUCAAGUAGAAGACUGAGAUGUAUAACGUGAAGUUCUGAUGGUUCAGAUACAUUUUGGGAAAAACGAAAGAACAACUAUUCUCUGUAUACUGACCUUAUUUCCUUCUUUCAAAAGCACAUUGUGCAUUUGUGCCUAUGAAAGAAAACUCGGAGAGAGAGAAUCAACUUGACCUUGACCUUUGGUGUUGCUUAUAUAGGUAUAUUACAAAGUAUAUUACAACUGUACUAUUUCCUUGGGUUUAUGAAUCUUUGGAUCUUACAUAUUCUAAUUUCCGAUUGUAUAUGAAGAUCUCUGUCUCUGAUUCUCAUGCUUC
Molecule: messenger RNA, 1554 nt
Organism: Fragaria vesca subsp. vesca
Lineage: Eukaryota; Viridiplantae; Streptophyta; Magnoliopsida; Rosales; Rosaceae
Exons: 4
Coding region: 740-1144 (134 amino acids)
Cellular component (GO): membrane
Molecular function (GO): serine-type endopeptidase activity
Source: RefSeq, a predicted model, not a curated record